GGCGGCUAGAGGGUGUCAGGAGCGCCACAGGGUGGGGAGGCAGCAGCAGCGGCAGCAGCCCGACUGACCUGCCAGCUCCCUGGCCGCUGCAGAGGCAAAGUUGGCUGCCGUUGUAGUGCAGGGGUUGGGGCUGCUUUUGCAUCCCUCUCCCUCCUUCUCCUCCACCUCCUGGGGAGCCGGGCAGCUGUCCUUUCAGUCACACAUGUUACCAUGCUCUCUGAGCCUAGAGGCGCACGCAGCAGCCAUCCCUCGCGCUAGCCACCGGCUGGACUCCGAGCUCCUUGAUUCUGAACCCACCCUCCCUUCCCUGUGAGCUUGGAGAAGGAGGGUUCUUUUCGCUCCACCUCUCUAGGAGCCCCACACUAGCUUCUUCCCCGCCUCUUGUUUCGCCCCUCUCUGGGGUCCCCAAAGCCUGCGAAGCUGCUGCCCCGCGCCCGGAGCUCCCUGUGGCGCUCGGGGCGGCGCAGGGCUCCGGGUGCGGGUAAAGAAACCAGAGAGGGGCGGCCGCUGCCUUUCCAGCGAGCCGACUUAGAGCUCGCGUGGGAGACCAGAAGAGUGGGGCUUCGCACUGACCUGCGUGCCCCAGCUUACUGUAGGGGGAGCGGCGUCGACGAGGUUCUGCUCUCUGACUGCUGUUCGCUGGUUGCCCUGGGGUGAAGCUUCUGGGUCACCUUGUUCCUGGUAGAGAUAUAAUGGACAUGUCUAAUAGGAAUUUGGUGUCCAAGAUGAGUGAGAAGAUAACAAGAGAAUAUCUUUUUGCUUGGCGAAUUCAAGUAACCUCAACCAGGAAAAUGGGAGCCAUUAGGCAGAUGUGACCUGCGUUUUCAAGAUACCAGCUAAUAAUACUGAAGGAGAAGCAAAAACAAUAUGGAUGGCUUAAUUGAACAGAAUAGUGUACUAAUGCACAGUAAAAUCAGUGAAGCUGGGAAAAGGAACGGCUUAAUUAAUACCAGAAACUUGAUGGCAGAGAACAGAGAUGGCCUGGUAUCUGUUUACCCAACACCCCAGUAUCAGACUCACAUAGUGGGGAAUGUCUCAUCCCAGAGCUGCCUAGACAACAACAGGAAUGAUCCAGUGCAGCAGUUACUGGAUCCCAAUACACUUCAACAGACUGUGGAAUCUCACUAUCGCCCCAACAUCAUCCUGUACUCAGAGAAUGUGCUGCGUUCCUGGGGGGAGAGUGGCAGCUCGGACUGCUGUGAGACCACCUUUAUCGAGGACCGCUCACCUACCAAAGAUAGCCUGGAGUAUCCUGAUGGAAAAUUCAUUGACCUUUCUUCAGAUGACAUCAAGAUCCAUACUCUCUCCUAUGAUGUGGAAGAAGAAGAGGAGUUCCAGGAACUAGAGGUCCUUGAGAGUGACUAUUCGAGUGACACAGAGAGUGAGGACAACUUUCUGAUGAUGCCUCCACGGGAUCAUCUGGGCCUCAGUGUUUUCUCCAUGCUCUGCUGCUUCUGGCCUUUGGGAAUUGCUGCCUUUUACUUGUCCCAUGAGACUAACAAAGCUGUGGCCAAGGGUGACUUCCACCAAGCCAGCACCAGUUCCCGACGGGCACUCUUCCUGGCUGUGCUCUCUAUCACAAUUGGAACUGGCCUCUAUGUGGGAGUGGCUGUGGCACUGAUCGCCUAUCUCUCCAAAAACAAUCAUUUAUGAGCCCCUGGCAAAGGGAGUAAGAGGGAAGGACUCAGUGGAUGAAGAGAAACUGGAGCUGAGCUGAAAGUGAGAAGAUGAUCCCUGGUAUGGGGGACCAGGAAGACAAACCUAUGUGAUAGUGUUCAUUAUGAAUCACAAAACAACUCCAUGAAGCCCUGAAUUUUUGUAUCUGCAUUUUAUUUUCUUUCUUUUUGGCCUUUUAAAGGUCUUUUGCACCAUUGUGCUGAGCAGGAGACAGGAGAACUGAAUACUUUUAGAAAGAAGACUCCAGCAGUGAUCCCAAACUGUGAGGCACCUCUGGUUUGUUUCUGGCUGGCUAAAUAGUACUUUCUACAUGGCAUGCAUCAGAAGCACUGCUAACAGUGACAGCAAUAGGCAAACAGAAGAAUGACUUUAUUUCUGUGGACUACAGAGCUUCAAAGACAGAGAGUGCAAGGGAUACACCGUGAAUUCAUAUUGGCAAUGCUUGAUCCCUCUUGCACACCUUUCAUACCCCCAGAAGAAAGUGAUACACAAAAAUUAUCUCCCUGUCUUCUUAAGCUUGGGGUGAGGGGCUAACCAGCUCCCAGGGCCUGUCCCCAGCUGACAGUACCCCACGAGCCAGCCCAGCCCCUGAAUGCAGGACCAGAAUAGCAUGGAAUCUGUCUUCAUCUCCACCACUGCUUCUUCUCCAUGGUGACUACAAAAUAAGGCCAUAAUGGGCCUUCUCUGAGAGUUUUUAAGUCAGUGAGAGACCAGGUGCUUCGGUGAAAAGAGGAGAAUGGCAAAGAAAGGACUGGACCUAAACAGAAAAGAGGAGCAAAGCAUCCCUCCUGUGGACUCCUCCCUGUGCACAGCUGAGCCGAACACGCGCAUUGUAACCUCAUGGCAACAGAGCUUACCAACCCCAAGACUGGAGACUCAGCCUCAGAAUGAAGAAACAUUGGGACAUUUCUUUGCUUUGCUUUGUUGUCACUCACCUCAAUGAUAAGCAAUGUACCCAGCUAUCUUGUGAAGGAGUUGAGCGCUAUCCUUACUUGGUUGACUAAAUGAAUAGCUUAUUUUCUCUUCAUAUUUUUUUUAAAGUAGCAAUCAUUGCUUCGUGUUGCUCAGUUUAUCAGAUGAAUGCUGAGAAAGUAAUAAUCACAGCCAUUUUAAUACUGUUUCAUGUCUAUUUUCCCAGUGCUAUUUAUUUAACAAAAAAAUAUCUUUUAGGAUCAUUCCUUUGGUCUUUUCUUUUGAGUUUGUUUCAAGCGAUUGGCUUUAGUUCUAAAAAACAAAGAAACUUUUAAAAUAUCCCUAACCUUCUACCACUUGAAGCAAAUGUGCUAAGCUAUCUCUAUUAAGGCCAGAAUCCCAAAUUUCUCAGCUUUACACAUUAACAUCAAGAUCAUCAACUUGACAUUAAUGACACCCACAAGUACAUAAAAUGACAUCUGUAUGGGAUAAGCAAUUUCUCCCUACAACUUUCACUUGCUCAUUUGUCCUAGCUCCCCUAAAUAUCAAUAGUUCUUAUACUUGAGCACCUCAAGGUUAUGGAGAGAGACCAAGUGGCAUAGUGGGUCAAGGGAUGACUUCAGAGUCAGGAAGACCUGAAUUUAGCUCCUACCUCUGACAGCUGUCUUAAUAAACCACUUAACCCCUCAGUGCCACAGAGACAACUCAUUAAGACUCUAAGCUGUCAAUUUAUACCAGUUAAGGGAGAUUUGACACCCUGAAUUGACCACACUGAUAAAAUCACAAGUCUAGUCAAAUAUAUACAUAUACAUAUUUUAUACAUAUAUAGAGACACAUGCAUAUGUAGAGACACAUAUUUUAAAUAUAUAUAUGUACAUAUGCGCGUAUAUUUAAAAGAUUAUCAGAUAAAGUGAUAUAUCAUGGACUAAAAUCAUGGUCCAAACAUUUCAAUAGCCUGGUUGUCCCCUCUGGUGUCAGUGUUUAAAGGUUAGGAUCAGCUAGGUGGCACCGAGGAUACAGCACCAGACCUAGAGUAAGGAGAACCUGAGUUCAAAUCCACCUUAAGACAUUUACAUGUACCCAUGGCCAAGUCAUUUAACCUCAAAACAAAAAAAGGUUAGGGGUGAACUUAAUCUGAUUUUUGUCUAUGAUGAUCAGUUUAGUCUUCAAAGUGUGCCCCAGGGUCCAUUAUACAUAGUAGAUGAGCCUGAAUUCACCUGAUUCUUAUCCUUAAUAUUUUAAUAGACUCAGAUCCUUUUUGCUUUCAGUUUUCAUCUUCCCCUAAUUUAGUUAUCUUCCCUAAUCUCCCAGGUCAUUUUUGGUUGCCCUUUUCUAGAUUUUCUACAACUCUGUAGUAGGUUGUUUUGUUUUGUUUUGUUGAGACAUAAGGACAAGGAAAAGUAAAUUGGGUAUGAAUACACCACGAUUUUGCCAAUAUCAAAGCAUGCCAGAAGAAAAUCAGAAGAAAUGUGGCUCAAUAGUGGCUCAAUAAAUUCAAUAGAUAAUUGUGAAACACCUACAAUGUGUAAGGUCCUGUGCUAGUCACUAGGAUACAGAUAUACAUACACACAAAAGUUCCUGACCUCCAGGAACUUACCUUGUAAUGGGGAAUCUAAUACACACAAUGUAUUAUGAGUAAUACAAAAGAGAGCAAGGAGGCUGAUUAACUGUUUACCUUUCCAAGGGGCUGCCUGCUGUAACAGAUUAAAGUAGGUCAUUUCUAAGGUCCUCUCCCUCCCCAAUUCUAAGAUUUUACUUUAGGUAGUUGUUAAGUCAGUCUCGAGAACUCAACAAUAGACAAAAUGAAAAGGGAUGUGGAUGAAAUUUUAAAAAACAUUUUUAUGGGGCUAAAGAGACAUCCAGAGAAUCAAGAGAAAUAACAAACUUUCCAGGAUGAUAAAUGAAUGAUCAAAAUUUCACUAAUUCAUAUGGCUUGUGUUCUCAGUCUUCUAGAUCCUUUCAUCUCACCAUAUUUUAUUCUGCAGAUUUCUUUCUUUUCUGUUCUGUUCUUUUCUUUUUUGUUUCUUUAAACCCAGAAAAAGUGUUUACAUUUGGAUAUACAUAGUCACCCUGUGACUUAGCACAGAAGAAAGAACUUGGCUUGGUGGAAUUUCAAGAACACUGAUUUAGAACCAGAGCAACUGGGGCCUGGGUUCAAAUUCCAGCUACUGCUACUAACUCCUGAGUGACCUUGGACAAGUCACCUUUCUUUUCUGAGUCUUAUUGUAUUUGCAUAUAAAAUGAGGGCAUUGGACUAGAUCCUCCCUUAUAGAGGUCACAUGACAUAAUCACUACUUCUCUUUAUUGGAUCCCUUAAGUAUCCCUGCAUUAGAACAUUUUUAAAAUGCUUGAACACACACAGCUCUUUGAACACAGGUUUCCACUAGGGUGCACAUUUGCUAAGAAGAUGCCUUCGAUCUACAAAGUAUCUUGGUUAUGGUUUUGCAAAGUAAGAUAACUUAUUUGCUUAUCCAUGGAACACAUUUGGUGGAUGAAGGGUUAGGAGGAGAGGUAGGGUUCUUCAUGUUUCUUUUUCUUGUUUUUGUUGUUAUUAUUUGUUUGUUUGGGGUUUUGUUUGCUUUUUACCUGAGCCUUAGAGUCUCUUCCAAGAAUCAAAGAUCCCACAGAAAACGGUCCAAACUCUUUAUUUGCUACAGAGAGACCUGGACACAGUACAACAGACAGGUAUCUAGUCUGCAGUAAGGCCCCUCCCUUUAGAAGAACAGACCAAUGAGCAUAUAUUUUCCUUUCCUUCAACGUGCCAGGGCUACUUCUUUGUAUUCUGAAGUAUCCAAAACUGAUAGAAAGACCAUUAUGACUAUAAAAUGCCCUGUGGGUUACUUUUUAUCUAUUUAUUAACUUUUUUUUUAAGAAAACAAUUUCAGAGUUGAAAAAGGCAGCAGAGAGUUCUUCUCGCAUGCCUCACUUGAUGAACAUUUCCAUUUUCUUGUUGGCAAAUGUAUAGUUCAUAAUGUAGGCUUGGCCUCAGAGGACCCACAGAGAGUGCCAGUUGGUGUAAACAUGGGAUUGCCAAUAAAUACAGAGACUCAUUUUGCACUGUGGGCAAGAGUUUGCACAAAGAUGUAAUGAAUACUGCUAAAGAGGAUCCAGCUCUUAUGGAAGACAGGAGAGAGCCCUAGGAAAAUUUGGAUAGCCAAUAAAUCAAAACACAGCACCAACCAAGUUCCCCCCUUGCCUUAGUACACUCGCCCAUCAAUCUCAUUCACAUGGAUCUUUGAAUUUUAAGUGACUCAAUAAAGCAGCCUUCCAAUUUGCCAUUGUCAGUUACCAUUCACUGCUCACUCACCUCUCUAGAGGGUACAAACUAACCUUUGGGAAACAGCCUAUAAUGAGGAAGCCAUGCUUGUGCCUGACCUCCUUGGCUUGUAAUCACCGGUAGCCUUAAGUAUGAAUGGCUAAAUUGUCUCUUUGUCAGAGACAUUGGUGGCAAAUGAUGUCUAGGACUGAAGACUGGGCAGUAAUUGAGAAUCUAUUGUGGCUUUUUGUGGCUUUUUUCCCAAAAAAAAGUAUUGAUUCCUUUUAUUUUUUUAACACCAAAGUCAUUUCCUGGCACUUCGCCCAUCUCUCCAAUAUUGGAGUGGGGGAUGGAGGUGAUCGAAGUUGCAGGCACUGGGGGGAGGGGCAGGUAGGAGGAAGAAUCCUUCCUUGUACUAAAAAAAAAAAAAAAGCAGUUAUUCAAAACUAACUGACACUGGGUUUGUCAGAGUAUACCAAGAGUAUGACCACCAAGAGUCAUUAUCCAAGAGUAGUGACAUAAAUAGGAUCAUAAGCUGUACACCCAGAUCUAGAAAGACAUCAUGAAGCCCCAAACCUUCAUUAUACCAACAUGGAAUUUGAAUACCAGAGUGCAGGGUAUGAAAUAAUUUGCCUAAGGUCACACAAGAUAGCAACACAAUUUGAAUUUGAAUUCAGCUACUAUGACUCUAAGUUAGAUGUUCCUACUACCCACAAAGGCCAUAAGAGAUGCAAUAAAUUGAGGCAAAGUAGAAUUCCACAAUACUUGAAAGAAAAAUUUAGAAGGGACAAACAUCUUUAGCUGGGCCAGAUUGGGAGAAGGGGAGAAAUCAGGGAAGGCUUCAUGAAGGAGAUGGCCCUUAAGCUGAGUAUUAACACAAGUGGUCCAAACUGGUCUUGUCCUUCAGAUUGCAUGCCACAUUUAAACUGCCACCAGUGGUUCUCCAUUUAGAAGCAAGCAAACUGAGUGCUCCCAUGGUGGCAUGGCCUUACUCCUAUCAAUCUCAUACACUUUCAGGCCCCCCCAUUAACAGUCUCUCUGUGUCCUGGAAUCCCUUCUUCCCAAACUUGUGGGGUAAGACAAAUAAUUCCAUGCCCUUUCACUUCAAGCAGAGGUAGCAUGAGACAGAGGAAAGACCACUGGUUCUGGUCUCAAGAGACCAGAGACAAAGUUGCAGCACUUCCACUAACUAGAUGUAUGAAUUUGAACCAGUCACCUAUCCACUCCAGGCCUCAGUUUCCCCAUCUGUAAAUAGUAAUAAUAAUAGAUAACCUUUACAUAGUGUUUACUAUGUGACAGGCACUAAGUGCUUAACGAUUAUUAUAUAACAAAAACCUUGAAAGGUAGGUACUGCUAUCAUCCCCACUUUACAAAAGGGUAAACUGAGGCAAGGUGAAGUUAACUGACUUGCCCAGGAUCACA
Molecule: messenger RNA, 7267 nt
Organism: Phascolarctos cinereus (koala)
Lineage: Eukaryota; Metazoa; Chordata; Mammalia; Diprotodontia; Phascolarctidae
Source: RefSeq, a predicted model, not a curated record